UUAUUUCCUUGCUAAGUAUAUUCAGUACUCUCGAAUCAUACACUCGUCUUUUUUUUUUCUUUUUAGAACAACGACAAGUGUGGGUACAACGUGGGUGACAAAUAUCCUGAUAACCCUGGGGACAAUAUCAAUGAGAACAGACAAGAACCAAUGGAAUUUUACAUGAGUGGGUGCUCCUCUCAUGUGAAAACUGAAGUGGAUAUCAUGUGGACAAAUCAGCAUGGAACAGGACCAAAGACUGACGACAGGGUAGAAACACAAGUCAUUUUACAGUACAUGUGCCAGCCGUUCCCGGGAGGCAAAAUGCCCACUGGUAAUGUGGAUACCGACUACGAAUAUCACACCAUUCGAAAUGGUCAAACAUCCGCGUCUAACACAUUUGCUGACCAGAGUCAAGAGUCAAGUCAAAUUUCAAAACAAAACGGACUUCAUGAGCCGUACAAUUACUAUCAAGCUUAUUAUCGCAGAUAUAGAAAUAAAGGCUUAUUCACCGCUGACCAACAGCUUGCUGGCGAUUUAUCAAUUUAUACGCGGCAGAAUAGUCAAGGUACCGUAAGGGGCAUGGAGGUCCCUGAAGAACGCGAUUACUAUCCAUACUGGGGACCCACACCAUGGAAGGAUAUUGCUAUCCUUGUCAGCGAUAAAAAGACUGAGGAGCUGAUGAAGAAAUACGUUAAUAGGUCCAAUUAUGGGCUCAAAUAUAUGUGCAUCAUGUCAAAAGGACUUAAGGAUCAAACUGACUGCCCCCCAGACAACCAAGGUGUUGUUGCUAAAAAAUGUGUCGCCAAAUACAUCACCAGGCAAAAGUGUAAAGCGGCUGGAGGGAAUUGGACAAGGUUCAUCACAAAUUACUUGGAGGAGACUGCUGGAGUGUUGAGCACUUGCCGCGGUUACGAUGACAUGAAACUGGCAAAAGGCGUGCCCUACGAAGCACACAAGAUCUCACAAGGAUGUGAUAAUCAGAAACAAUAUGUUCUUCUUAACAGACCUCCUGAAGUGAUCUACGCUCCAUCUACCGUCGUCAACCACAACGGAAUAAACAUGGAAGGCAAAUUUUCUUCUUACAGAUGGAAGGUCCCUUGCUUUCCAUCCAACACAACACAACGUUGUGUAAUACGGAUAAGGUACAACAUCACAACUUCUGAUGCACCGAGGGAUUUCGAUGCUAAUGAUAAUCACCGAUUGGCCAAUAACCCGACAACAAAAGCUGUUGAUAAUGAAACCGACCUCCAACUAGCUUUGAAUACCGCACAGGUUGGCAGAACCUUUCAAGACAGAAGUCAUGUGAUCAUUCUUAAACCGCGAAACCUUUUGCAACCGGAACAUCAGCAUCGCACCAUUCGCUACAUCGGGGGGAUGGGAAAAAGAGGGAACAUUGUACAGACCUAUCCUGCCAUGGAAUAUCGUUUUUUCCCUGAACGCAUCUCUGUCACAACAGAGGAAAUUGUGUGUUUCGUCUGGUCUGGUUCAAAUAACAAUCCUUCGAACUAUGACGGACAAGGAACAGCAGGUACGGAUCGCACAAACGUUUGCUGGAUUAAGGAAGGGUGUACAACACUGGCCCCGAAAUCUUGUUUCAAUCUCCCUCUUGACGUCAUUGACUACGUUGAAGAUUUUGACGGUUACUUGUUAAAUCUUCACCUCAACUGGGGAUGUUUAGCCCGUAACCAAGUGCUGGAUGACGAGCUUAACAAUGCCCCGUCCUCUUGCAACCCACCGUGCUUCCGCAUCACAAAACCUGGAAAGUACUGUUACAUGGGCACGCGCAAUAACAAUUUCUCCAACCGACGUCACAUUGGUCAAAUCACUGUGACAAGUGCUUGA
Molecule: messenger RNA, 1824 nt
Organism: Pocillopora damicornis (cauliflower coral)
Lineage: Eukaryota; Metazoa; Cnidaria; Anthozoa; Scleractinia; Pocilloporidae
Product: protein DD3-3
Source: RefSeq, a predicted model, not a curated record